This is a messenger RNA of Phasianus colchicus (ring-necked pheasant), 2240 nucleotides long. Its product is annotated as alpha-1-antiproteinase 2-like. Lineage: Eukaryota; Metazoa; Chordata; Aves; Galliformes; Phasianidae. Gene Ontology annotation, molecular function: serine-type endopeptidase inhibitor activity. The record is from RefSeq and is a predicted model, not a curated record.
AUGUUUGGUGUGUUUAUUUAUUUUCCAGGAAGGAGUAAAAGAAAAAUGAAACCCACCUUCUCCUUGUGUUUUCUGCUGGCUGGUUUGUAUUCUGUUGCCCAGGGUCAUCAGCGUCCUCGCUACCACAAUAAACAGGACGAUUCUACAGGAGCACAUUACCCAGGUAGCAGUUCUCAUGGGGAAGGAGUUUUUCCAAAUAAAAACAAAACUUUUAUCAGUGUAGUUCACAGCAAUACUGAUUUUGCAUUUUCAUUUUACAAGCUGGUCGCAUCUGAAGAAACCAAUCAAAAUAUUUUCUUUUCACCCAUAAGCAUUUCUGCUUCCCUUGCAAUGCUGGCACUGGGUGCCAAGUCAGCGACGCUAACGCAGAUUCUGGAAGGGCUUGCCUUUAACCUGAAAAAGACUCAGGAUCAGGAAAUACAUGAAGGUUUUUGCCAGCUCCUCCACAUGCUGAACCGUUCGGAUAGCGAUCUCCAUCUAAGCCUGGGCAAUGCCCUUUUUAUAGAAGAGACACUGAAACCACUACAGAAAUUCCUGGAUGAUGCCAAAAGCUUUUAUCAGUCUGAAGUCCUUUUUGCCAACUUUAACAACUCCUCUGGUGCUGAGAACCAGAUCAACAGUUAUAUUGAAGAAAAGACAAAUAGGAAAAUUGUUAAACUAGUAGAAAAUCUUGAUCCUCUCACCACAAUGGUUCUUGUUAACUAUGUCUUCUUUAAAGCUCACUGGCAGAAACCAUUCAGUGAUUCAUACACAAGAAAAGAAGAUUUUUUUGUGGAUAAGAAAACAUCUGUAAAAGUUGACAUGAUGUAUCGGAAAGGUUACUACAGAAAUUACUUUGAUGAAGAGCUAUCCUGUUGGCUGGUUCAGAUUCCUUACAAUGGAAAUGCUGCAGCAUUAUUUGUUUUACCUGAUGAAGGGAAGAUGAAACAGGUGGAAGAUGCUCUUUUAAAAAGAACUGUGUCCAAAUGGGAAAAACUCCUCCAAGAUAGAAAAAUACACCUACAUAUUCCAAAACUUUCUAUUUCUGGUACCUACGAUGUGAAAAAGAUAGUCAGAGAAGUGGGUAUAAUUGAUCUAUUCACUGAACAAGCUGAUCUGUCAGGAAUUACUGAGGAUCCUGGACUGAUGGUUUCAAAAGUGAUCCACAGAGCUGUGCUAAAUGUUCAUGAGAAUGGCACUGAAGCAGCAGGAGUCACAGUGAAGGAGAUUACAUGGAGAUCUGGUGAUUUUUCUCGUCCUCCUCGAGUCAGAUUCAACAGGCCCUUUCUCCUGAUGAUUUUGGAUAAAUAUGCUCAUACCAUCCUCUUCAUUGGGAAAAUUGUAAAUCCUCUGAAAAAAAUAACUGAUUAUCCAGAGGACAGGCACUUCUGCGCAUAGCUACUUAAGAUCCUUUGAUCCGGUAAUAACUGUGUACACCAAUGUGUACUGGUGUCUUUCAACUGAUGUUAUUAUGUACAUUUCUAACCCCUGAAAAGCAAGAACUACUUUUUCUUGCCCAAACGACACAGGUAUUUCCCCUCUGGUCUACAGCUCUAUGUAGCUUGUAUUGUCAGCACUGUAUGAGUCACUUUUCAGCUGUUCUGUAAUAACCCCUUCCAGACAUUCUCCAGUAUAUGAGGUGAUCUGCAGUCUCUUUCAUGGAUCCAUCUUUACAUGGAUGAUGUAGCUUUUACUCUACACCCACAGUGUGUGCAGGGGAAACUGGGAGAAGAGAAAUGGGGAAAAGAGUUGGAAGGUGUAUGUCCUGUCUGUUUAAUCCACUGACCUUUGAUAAAUGAUGUAAAAUGCAGAGUGUCUUAAUUAUUGGAGUGACUUUUCAUUUUUUUUUCUUUGUUUUGAUUGUUUGUUUGUUUCGUUGGUUAGUUGGCUAGGUUGGCUUGGUUUUUAUUGGAAUGAAGUUACAUCACCACUGACUGCAAUACUGGAAUACACAAUAAUGUAAAGAGUUGACCAUUACGGUUGGUUUAGACUGUGGAAGUCCUAUUCAUGCAGUCAAUAAAGUUGCUCUUCAUUGCUGGGGUAUUGACAAUGUACUGAGAUAAAAUAAAUGGUGGGACAUUCCAUGUUAUAGCACCGGUUUCUUUUUUAUGGAUUUGCUGUCACUUUCAUAUCCCAUUUCUCUUACUGAUUCCAACUUCGUUAUCACACCUUCCAGAUAGAUAAGUCAGACUGUGGUACAGAAAUUUUUAUCUUCUCACAGGAAACAGCAAAGCUUUUCUAGGGGCUGUUAAUCUGUUUUG